Molecule: messenger RNA, 378 nt
Organism: Arabidopsis lyrata subsp. lyrata
Lineage: Eukaryota; Viridiplantae; Streptophyta; Magnoliopsida; Brassicales; Brassicaceae
Source: RefSeq, a predicted model, not a curated record
AAUGGUGUGGUUGAUCUAAAUAAACAGGUAUUUGCAAUGCCCGUAUUUGAUGGAAUAGAGUCGUGUCUAGUGAAGAAUCUCAAGUUCACUCCUUCCAUAUGCCUUCGUAUUGUGGGACGUACUUCAUACGUUGCGUUGGUGGGAUUUAUAGCAGUAUGUAUUCCAUUUUGGAGGGCUGCUAGGUUUUUUCGGGGGUCUUGUUUUCUCCUCAACGUCCUACUUCUUGCCAUGCAUUAUAUGGUUGGUCAUGAAACAACCAAAACGUUGGAGCUUUCAUUGGAUUGCAUCUUGGAUCUCGAUAAUCGUUGGAGUUCUAAUCGCGGUUUUAGCACCAAUAGGUGGAGCCAGACAAAUCGUCCUUCAAGCCAAAACCUAUAA